Molecule: messenger RNA, 615 nt
Organism: Microthlaspi erraticum
Lineage: Eukaryota; Viridiplantae; Streptophyta; Magnoliopsida; Brassicales; Brassicaceae
Source: the annotation of a GenBank genome assembly
AUGGGAUCUACAUCUGCUUUCUCCAAUGUUGAGUCGAUCCCCAUGCUAAACGGAUCAAACUUUUCAGAAUGGAAAGAACAUCUGCUACUUGUUCUUGCCCUCAUGGAUCUUGACAUCUCUCUAAGGGAAGAGCGUCCAGAUGCAUCAAAACACAUCGAUGAAGCCAAGCAUUGGGACCGAUCCAACCGCAUGAGCAUACUGAUAAUGAGAUUCCGAAUCCCUGAGAGAUUCAGAGGCAUCAUCCCCGAGGACGUCACAACAGCCAAAGAAUGUUUAGCCGCGGUUGAGAAAUGUUACAUGAAAGAUGAGAUGGCAGCGGCCGAUACGGUCACAAUCGAGUUUCUUUUGACGAAACGGGAGAACGAGAGUGUUAGAGAGUAUAUUAUGAGGAAGAUGAGCGUUGCAGCUAAGCUGAAGAAACUCGGUAUGCAUAUUCCCGAUCCUCUCGUGGCUGAUACGUUACUCAACAGUCUUCCCUCGGAGUAUGAUCAGCUUAAGAAGACUUAUAGGGUUCUAAACAAGAAGUGGUCGACUCAUGAGCUCAUCUCUCACUGUGUGCAAGAAGAGGAGAGAUUGGAAUGGGAAGCCCAAGGAACGCAAUCUUGGUUCUGGUAA